Messenger RNA from Aspergillus nidulans FGSC A4, 1431 nucleotides. RefSeq names its product DUF1479 domain-containing protein. Bases 1 to 1431 code for a protein of 476 amino acids. The transcript is spliced from 2 exons. NCBI's taxonomy places the organism in Eukaryota, Fungi, Ascomycota, Eurotiomycetes, Eurotiales, Aspergillaceae. The record is from RefSeq and is a predicted model, not a curated record.
AUGUCAGUCCCAAAACUUAUCACCAGGUCAACCGCCCGCGCGGCAUCCACAUCAACAUCCGCCCAACUUACCAAGGCAGCGGGUGAUAUCUCCAGUGUCUUUCCCAGCUUGAGGCCGGACUAUAAACCGGAGCCGUUGCCACCGCGGUUUAAAGAUCUAAAGGAGCGAAUAUUUCGCAGAAACGGGGAUGCUUUGAAGAAGAGCUGGGAAAGGCUUUUGCCCAGUCUGGAAGAGGAGGUGGACAAGAUUAAGGCGAAAAAGAGCGGAAUCAUCCCUAUCGUGGAUUACUCUGACGUUGUUUCCGGUGAUGUGUCUCCGGCGCUCCUGGCGGAGAUCCGUCAUCGCGGAUCUGUCGUUAUCAGAAAUGUGGUGCCGCGGAAAGAAGCACGGGCUUGGAAGGAGAGAAUAGAGGAUUACGUCGCAGCCAAUCAGGAUAAAGUCAAGGCAUUUCCCCCAGACUCACCGGCGGUGUUUGAGCUGUAUUGGACGCCGUCGCAAGCAGAAGCUCGAGCCCACUCCAACGUGCUAGAUACACAGCGUUUCCUGCAGCGCCUAUGGCAUUCGACAGACCCCAACACACGAAUCUCGACGCGGUACCCUCUUUCAUACGCUGACAGAUUGCGUAUCCGACAGCCCGGCGACAGCAAGUUCACUCUAGGACCUCACAUUGAUGGAGGCUCAUUGGAGCGUUGGGAGGACCCCGAGUACUCCAGGGUAUACGCCAAAAUCCUGGAAGGCAAGUGGGAAGAAUACGACCCAUGGGACGCAAAGCACCGUAUCGCCGCAAAUAUGGAUUUGUACAACGGUGCGGGCGCCUGCUCUAUGCUGAGAUUUUUCCAGGGCUGGCUGUCCAUGUCCAAGACAGCCCCAGGCGAAGGCUCGCUACAUGUCUGCCCCAUGCUUGUGCACAGUACUGCGUACACUAUGCUCAGACCAUUCUUUGACAGUCAGACACUACAGCCAGCGAUGGACGCUACCUUCCCGGGGUCGGUGCCUGGUGCGUGCCAGGAGUACAACCCUAUUACACAUCCGCAUCUCGAGCUGGAGACAACGAUGGUGUCCGUCCCUGAGGUAGAACCUGGUGACUAUGUUGCCUGGCAUUGUGAUUCUCUGCACUCAGUCGACAAGGAGCAUCGGGGUAAGGGUGACUCGAGCGUUCUCUAUAUCCCAGCAACCCCAAUGUGCGAUAUGAACGUCGAUUACCUGCUCAAGCAGCGAAAAGCGGCGCUCGCUUACUCCCCGCCAUGGGACUUCCCAGGGGCCGGCGGGCCAGGCGAACUUGGAUUCAAGGGAGCGUUGGACUGGAAUUCGAUUAGUGCUGAGGGACAGCGAGCCAUGGGCUUGGGACAGCAGCGGUGGGAUAUCACCGACGACAUGACUGAAGGAGAGAGACAGGCUGUUGAGAGGGCAAAUAAGGCGUGCUUCGCUUAA